AUGAGUAUACAAACUUUCGUCAAAAAUGGUGGCAGUUGUGGUUACCCAAAGACCCACCAAUUCCAGCUCCCCCUUCUCUGGAGGAUUCAGCAGCUGACGCCCUUGGCCAAUGCUUCUAUUUUCUCUCAGCUCACUUACACCUUGGAUAACAGGUAUAAUGGUCAGUUAUUGAACAUCGAUCCCAAUAUACUCUGUUCUCACACAUAUGUUCAGGUCCUCGGAUAUCAGCGCACCCUGCAAGCGUCUGAUCUCUACAAAUUGGGCGCACCUCGAGAAGUCAGCCGUCCUUGCCAGCUAAACUGGAAGCUGCAUGGCAGCGACGUGUUAAGGCAGCAGUUGACUGGAACUGCACGUCUCGAGAGUGGAGAACUCAGGCCGUCCUUCGUGAAGCGUACGGGCUGGGCGUUACGCGCAAUUUUCAGGCAAGGACAGAAUCAAGGCGCGACUUGGUCUGAGCGGCGUGUUGCGUUCCAGAAACAUUGGCGAGAAUCCGAAGGACGGAAAGAGGCUAGCCUUACAUGGGCUUUGAAUGAUGUCUUUGGCAGUAUGUUCUGGAUCGGAGGUAUCUUUGGUGAUAUAGCACAACUCAUGAGCCCGAUCGUCCUUCGGCAAAUCAUCGUCUUUGCGGAGGAGCGUUCCGCCGCAAUUAUUGCCGGAGAACCUGUCCCCAAUGUCGGCCGCGGUGUCGCCAUGGCUUUUGGGCUCUUCGCGCUUGCUGUGAUAGCGAGUAUAUGCACUCACCAGUUUUUUUGGAGGUCAAUGACAGCAGGCGUGCUGGCUAGAGCCGCACUGAUAGCAUGUAUCUACGAGCGUGGAGUGAACCUCACAAGCAAAGCGCGUGUCAAACUCAAUAACGCUGCACUUAUUAAUCAUAUUUCCACGGACGUGAGCAGGGUUGAUGCGUGCGCUCAGUGGUUUCUUGACCCUCUUACCACUAGCAUGCAGAUCUCGAGAUGGCUUACUAUCCCAGGCUGGACUGUGCCUAUCCAGGUCACAAUUUGUCUAAUUAUUCUUCUGAGCGAGCUCGGACCGUCUGCACUCGCCGGUUUUUCGCUAUUCGUCCUCAUCAUACCAAUUCAAGAGCGGUUAAUGACACUACAGCACCGUAUUCGCUUAGGCUCAAUGAAAUGGACUGAUCAACGAGCCAAAGUCCUACUAGAGGUACUCGGGGCCAUGCGUGUGGUCAAGUACUUCUCGUAUGAGGUCCCCUUCCUUCAAAGGAUCUUCGAGCUUCGAAGGAAGGAACUGCGUGGUAUCCGACAGAUUCUUCACUCAAGUUCGGCGAACGUGGCUCUCGCUACUACGCUGCCAGCUCUCGCUGCUACACUAGCUUUCGUCACGUACACUCUUACAGCGCACAAUUUCAAUGUUGCCGUCAUAUUCACCUCGCUGAAUCUGUUUCAGCUUCUCCGGCAACCAAUGAUGUGGAUGCCCCGCGCUCUAUCAGCCAUCCCCGAUGCAUCCAGCGCGAUCCAGCGGCUCACGCACUUAUUCCGCGCAGAGCUUAUUUCCGAAGAUGCACUUGUUAUCGACGAGGACCAAGAGCCCGCGCUUCUGGUGAAGGACGCGACGUUCGAGUGGGACUCCUUCGAGAAAGACUCUGGUGAAGCUUUCACCUCGAAGAUGGGCACACGCAGCGGCGGCGGUCCCCCGAGGGCCAAAGGCAAUAGUGCGAAUGAGGACAAGGCAACAGAGAAAACCGCUCCUGGAGGAGAUGUACCGCUCUUUAGGGUCAAGAAUGUGACCAUGACCAUCCAACGAGGUCACCUAGUCGCCGUAGUCGGGCGUGUCGGAAGUGGCAAGUCCAGUUUGUUACAAGGACUGAUAGGGGAGAUGAGGAAGGUCUCCGGACAUGUCUCUUUUGGCGGUCGCGUUGGAUAUUGCCCCCAGACUGCGUGGAUCCAGAAUUCAACCUUGCGUGAUAACAUCAUUUUUGGCCGGCCAUUCGAGGAAGAUAGAUAUUGGCGCGUUCUGGAGACCGCUUGUCUACUUCCAGAUCUCCAACUGCUCCCCGAUGGGGAUUUGACUGAGAUCGGAGAAAAGGGUAUCAAUCUCAGCGGUGGCCAAAAACAAAGAGUUAACAUUGCUCGUGCUCUGUACUUUGAUCCUGACAUUGUCAUAUUUGAUGACCCGCUCUCGGCAGUGGAUGCUCACGUCGGGAAGUCCUUAUUCCAAGAUGCCAUUGUGGGAGCCCUGCGCAAUCGCGGUGUCACUGUCAUUCUGGUCACGCAUGCAAUCCACUUCCUAUCUCAAGUAGAUCAUAUCUAUACCCUAAACAACGGCGUCAUCACAGAGAGCGGGACCUACGAUGAAUUGAUCUCCCAUGGUGGGGACUUUGCGCGUUUAGACCUGGAAUUUGGCGGUCACGCAUCCGAGGGGAAAGAUGAAGAUCAGGCAGAGGAAAUCACUCCGCAGACAGGUGUUACCAUCGAAGAUGUCAAGUUGAAGUCAAAAAAAGCCAGAGAAAAGGCCACUGGAAGUGGUAAAAUUGAAGGUCGCCUGAUCGUCAAAGAGAAGCGUUCGACAGGUUCUGUGUCCUGGGGAGUGUACUGGACCUACUUGGUUGCGGCACGCGGUUCAAUAACAGGACCUCUAGUUAUUUUCUUCAUGCUCGCGAUGCAGGGAAGCCAGGUCUUGAACGCAUACACCCUUAUUUGGUGGGAGAGCAACAAAUUAGACCGACCAAUUUCGUUCUAUCAGACGCUGUAUGGUUGUCUCGGGGUCUCUCAAGCGAUCUUCGCAUUCUUGCUCUGUGCUGGAAUGGACUUCAUGGCCUUUCAUGUGUCCCAAAACCUGCACCACAAGUCCGUGCGCAACGUCUUCUAUGCACGCAUGUCCUUUUUUGACUCUACACCCAUGGGCCGAAUCCUGGGCAUUUUUGGCAAAGAUAUCGACAAUGUAGACAAUCAAUUAGCAUUUGCAAUGAGAUUGCUCGUCCUUACGCUGAGCAACUGCAUUGGCUCUAUUAUCAUCAUUGUUUUCCUUGAACCAUACUUUAUUAUUGCUAUUUUCUUCAUCUUGAUCGGUUACAGCUACUUCGCUGCUUUCCAUCGAGCUAGUGCUCGCGAGGUCAAGCGCCUAGAGUCUAUGCUUCGCUCUCUUCUAUAUGCACACUUUUCCGAGACCUUGACAGGACUUCCUACCAUCCGAAGCUACGGAGAAAUGAAGCGGUUCAUUGCCGCCAAUAGAUACUACGUCGAUCUGGAGGAUAGAGCUCUAUACCUUGUGGUUACAAACCAGAGGCAAGUUAUUUUAUACAUAUCUCGUGGCGGUCGUUGGCUCAAUACCUUCCCUCAGAUGGCUUGCGAUAAGGUUAGACUUCAUGGGAGGCAUGUCGCUCUUCUAGCAGUUAUCGACGUCUCCGGGAUCAACGCCACCCAGAUAGGGUUGGUACUUACGUAUACCACCAUGCUGUCACAAAUGUGUCGUCAGGUGACCAGAGAAGCGGCGGACGUCGAGAAUUGCAUGAACUCAGUGGAACGAUUGGUACAAUACGUCGAAGGGGACGCAAUCCCUCAAGAGGCGCCGCAUGAGAUCGAAGAACGCAAACCCCCAGCGCGAUGGCCUGAAUAUGGCGCUGUCGAAUUUAAUGACGUUAAGAUGACAUAUCGACCAGGUCUUCCCAACGUAUUGAAGGGUGUCUCGAUCAAGGUCAGGGGAGGCGAAAAGAUAGGUGUGGUUGGAAGGACUGGUGCCGGGAAAUCUUCGUUGAUGCUUGCGCUGUUCCGGAUUGUCGAGUUGUCGGGUGGUUCUAUCACUAUCGAUGGUGUCGAUAUAUCUACAAUCGGUCUUAAAGACCUCCGCUCCAAGAUAUCUAUCAUCCCGCAAGAUGUUGGUAAACCUCUUCUUUUUAGCGGGACCAUGCGGUCCAACCUGGAUCCAUUCUCCCAACACGGUGACGCGGAGCUAUGGAAUGCGCUACAUCGAUCUUGUCUUGUUGAUUCUAGUACCACCUCAAAACACUCAUCUUCUAGCGAUGACCUCAGCAGUGAGCAAAUCUCCACCAGCGGCCACAACCUUGACGACACCAUCGAGAGCGAGGGAGCGAACCUUAGUGUUGGGGAGAGGUCUCUGCUCAGUCUAGCUCGCGCGCUAGUGAAAGACUGCAAAGUCGUUGUGCUUGACGAGGCCACAGCCUCUGUCGAUCUCGAGACUGAUAACCAGAUCCAGCAGACUAUCCAGACGGAAUUCAAGAACCGUACGCUACUUUGUAUCGCUCACCGUCUUCGAACUAUCAUUUCAUACGACCGGAUUCUGGUCCUCGACGCUGGCCUCGUUGCGGAAUUCGACACUCCAUCUAAUCUUUUCAAAGUAGAGGGCGGACUGUUCCGUGGAAUGUGUGAGAGGAGUAAUAUUUCCUUGAAAGAUAUAGAGAUGAGUAGGCAGGUGUAA
Molecule: messenger RNA, 4392 nt
Organism: Suillus paluster
Lineage: Eukaryota; Fungi; Basidiomycota; Agaricomycetes; Boletales; Suillaceae
Product: ABC protein
Exons: 38
Coding region: 1-4392 (1463 amino acids)
Biological process (GO): transmembrane transport
Cellular component (GO): membrane
Molecular function (GO): ATP binding; ATP hydrolysis activity; ABC-type transporter activity
Source: RefSeq, a predicted model, not a curated record